Molecule: messenger RNA, 5569 nt
Organism: Dermochelys coriacea (leatherback sea turtle)
Lineage: Eukaryota; Metazoa; Chordata; Testudines; Dermochelyidae
Gene: FAF2
Product: Fas associated factor family member 2
Exons: 12
Coding region: 3555-4958 (467 amino acids)
Cellular component (GO): endoplasmic reticulum
Molecular function (GO): ubiquitin binding
Source: RefSeq, a predicted model, not a curated record
GCCACUGUCGGCAGACAGGAUACUGGGCUGGAUGGAUUUUUGGCCUGACCCAGUAUGGCCGUUCUUAUGUUCUUAUAUAACAAACUGUGAUGUAUAUUUGCUUUUCAUACACAAAAUGCAGUAGCAGUUUUUGGAACUUAAAAAGGAGAGAAUGUUCUGACAGGGCAGGCAGUCCUGUUAACAGCACCCAGCUGUAAUCCUGAUCUGUAAAAACAAAAGUGUGAACAAGUUUCUCAAUCUUGUAAAUAUGCAGUCACUAGCAGCAUUACAGGGUUAUUAAAAGAGAUGGUGAUGAGGAGCUUUACAACACAUGCUAUUCAAAGGCUUAGAUGCUCCAUUGUAAAAACUCAAAUGCCUGAACAAAUAGCAGGCACCAGGAUAAAGUAUGUGCUUGUGUCCAUUCAGGUCCAGUGCUUCGAAAAGGCAUCCAAAAUGUACGUUCAUUGAUGUCUAGGCUACGCUACAAAGUUAGGUCAAUAUAAGCCACCUUGUGAGAACCUAGUUGUACAUGUGUCUACACUUAAAUUUGUCUCCUAUUUGGGUAAGCAUGCUGUUACAGUAAUGCAGUAACACCAUCUCCCCGAGUGGCACUGGGCCAUGGUCAAUAUACUGAGGCUGACACGGUACAAGUGUAGAUACUGCAUUUCCUAUGUUAACCUUAACAGACUUCCUGCAGCUGUCUCACAAUGCGUGAAACCAAGCACUCUGGUCAAAAUUGUGAAUUUCACCAUCCAGGGGUCACAGAGACGAGAUGCCUCCCCCCCACACCAACCUGUUAAAUCACUGCAGAUUUUUGAAAUGCAUUUUCCUGAUUGUCCAGUUUGGCAAGCACACCUAGCGGCCCUCCGUUGUUGUGUGCAACUGCCCAGCUGACCAUGUGAGCUACGCGCUCCAGAUGCAUUCUGGCUUGGAAUAGACAGAAGGUACUGGAUCUCCUGGGCCUAUGGGGAAAAGAGGACAUCUAUGAGCAGAUUGCAUGGGGGAUGCGGGAGAAGGGAUAUGAGAGAGAGCAGCGGCAAUGCUACCUGAAAGCAAAGGAACUGCAGCAGGCAUAUCAGAAGGCCAGGGAGGCCAACAGUCAAUACAGUCUGAGCUGCAGACUUGCUGCUUUUACAAAGAGCUGCAUGCCUACUUGGCAGAGACCCCACCACCAUCCUGCACACCAUCAUGGAUAUCUCCGAGAAGCCCAAGUCACAGCCCCUAGUUUGAACAGUGAGGAAGAGGAGGAGGAGGACGGGGGACAUGUGACUGAUGGGUUUGGCUGCCCUGCAAGCCAGGACCUGUUUGAGACUCCACUGCGAUCCAGUCAGUCCUGGCAGUAGAUCAUGGACAAGCCCAGUGCAGGGGAAAGAACCUCAGCUGCUGCUUUUGUGGCCAUGAGAGAUUCCUCUUCCACCCUUGCCAAAUGCUGAGCCGGACAAAGAGGAGAAAGAAGAGAACUCAGGAUGACAUGUUCAGCGAGAUCAUGUAAGCCAGUGCUGCAUCAGACUGGGAGCAGAGGGCCUGGAGGGUGAAUAUUGCAGACUGUAUGGAGAAGGACAGAGCAGACAGAAGAAGCACCAGGACACAAUGGAGCAUCUCCGGCAGCGCGCACAGAUGUUGCAGACUCUUGUUGACCUACAGGUUCAACGGUCAUGGGCUCGCUUUCCCUUUGCAGUCCAUGGAGAACUCCAUUACAGCUCUUCCCUACGUCCCUCGCAACAUUCCAUUUGGCAUCAGGGGCCCACAUCCCUACUCUGACCACUCCAUGCUAGGGGACGUUAAAAACAGCUACACCUUCACAUGCACUGACUGUGAAAGCCAUGGUUGCUGAAUGUGUAGCUAAAAUGGACAUGAAUGUUCCUUUCCCUUGUAAAGUUCUGUUCCAUAAAUUUAUUCAGUUUUUAAUGUUUUUGCUUUUAAGUUGCUUUUAAAUUGCACAGUUUUCUUUGCACUGGUUUUGUUAUUCAAUUUUCUGUUGGGAAAAUUAAUUAACAUGCUGCAGAGUGGCUAGUGGUACUGAAAGUACCUGCUUACUUGUUGUUGUUCAGUGUGACGCAACUCAGGAUCAGUGACAAACACAGUGUAAUAAUCAUAAAUGCACAGCAAGCACCACAAAAUUAAGUUACUUUGACAGUGUUAUAUUCCUAGAUGUACACUAAGCACCACACAAUUCCUAACAAGCCUCAAAACAGCAGGUCCAGGUGUAGCCCAGUACACCACAACACAUUACUGUGAUUCAAUGUUCAGGUGCUCUUCCAAAGCUUCCCUAAGCUGUAGAGUUCCUUGUUGAGCUCAUCUGAUAGCCCUUGUGUCUUGCUGUUCAAAGUCAGCAGACAGCCACUCUACCUCCACCCCAGUGGCAACUUUCCCCCUUCCCUUCACAGAUAUUAUGCAUGGCAAGCAGGCAGCUGUAAUGGCUGGGAUAUUUUUUUUCACUGAGAUUCAAUCUUGUGACCAAACAGGAUCAGCGUCCCUUCAAUCUACCAAAAGUGCAUUCAACUGUCAUUCUGCACCUGCUGAGCUGAUAGCUGUUGAGGUGGCUGGUGUUUGACUUCAUGAGCUGGAGGCUGGAGCCCCCAGGAUCACUAGUGUAAUUUCAACAUUGCAAAUGGUAAUCAGCUGGUUGGGAAAGAGAGCAUCUGCUUGUAGCUUUCUACAAAACUGCCUUUUUAAAGAUGCAAGCAUCAUGCACCUUCCCUGACCAGCCAGCAUUGAUGUGGAUGACUCAUCCCUGGUGAUCCAGCAAGGCUUGCAUAACCAUAGAAAAGUAGCCCUUUCUGAUGACAUGCUUGGUGGCAAGGUGAUCUGGUGCCAAAAUAGGGAUAUGCGUGCUGUCUCUUACUCCAUUGCCAUUUGAGAACUUCAUUGCUGCAGAUCCACCCACUGGGUCCUGCAUGUUGCUGAGAGUCAGUCCUGCGUAACUGGAGACAGUUCAUGGCCUGCACACUUGUAGGACAAUGGCUCCCACCCUGAAUUUUCCAGCUCUGAAAUGACUUCCCACUGACUGGUAGCAAUCCAGCAUUGCAAAUUACCACAAGGCAAUUGCUACUCACUUCUCCGAUGUCAGUGCAGCUUUCAUUCUGGUGUGCCUAUGUUGGAGGCCUGGGGCAAGCUCGGCGCAUGGAUCUGGGAAUGCGACCUUGUGCUUCCAAAAGUUUUGCAGUCACUGAUCAUCAUCCUAAGCCUGCAUGAUGAUGCAAUCUCACCAGUCAGCGCUCAUUUUUCAGGCCCAAAAGCGGCACUCCACCAUUUGCAGCUGCUUCGUGAAUACCACCAACGAUCUUGAAUUGGUUCUCGCUGGUCUCUCAGCAAUCUGCCCUCCUGCAAAUCAUCAUGUUCCCUGUGGCUUUUCUUGCAGCAAUGCCAAUACUGAAGGAUUGUGUGUCUUGUGCUUGCAACACUUAAUGGCAGUAGUUAAGAGCUGUUCAGGCUCCAUGAUUAUGUCACAGAAGGUGGACAGCGAGGAGGGCUGCAUGGGAUUUUAAACAGGUGAAAAUUGUGGGCUAUAGAUGACAUGGAAUGGAAACGGUUGUAAUCUGGUAAAUUGACUUCUUGCACCCCAUCACCCCUGCAUGACUAGUUUCUGCCUUCUCAUGAAGUGCCAAAACUUACCAAAAGACAGUGUGCUGGAUGGUGGCGGGUUGCGUACUGGGAUACCUACCCAUGGUGCACUGUGCUGUGCAUCAACACAGCCAUUCCUGGACUUGACUGGCAUAGAGUCUAUGGAUCAGUGUCGUCAUACCCUGGAGCAACACAACUGGAACAUAGAGGCAGCUGUACAGGACCGGUUGAAUGAGCAAGAGGGUGUCCCAAGUGUCUUCAAUCCACCUCCAUCCCGGCCAUUGCAGGUCAAUACAGCCGACCACAGGAUCUACAGCUACGUUGUUUCAAGGCCGCAACCAAGGGGCCUGUUGGGAUGGGGUUACUACUUGAUAAUGCUUCCAUUCCGAUUUACCUAUUACACGUUACUUGAUAUAUUUAGGUUUGCUGUGCGUUUUAUACGCCCUGACCCUCGCAGUAGGGUCACAGACCCAGUGGGUGACAUUGUUUCAUUUAUUCAUAUGUUUGAGGAAAAAUAUGGGAGGAUACACCCUGUCUUCUACCAGGGAACGUACAGCCAGGCGCUGAAUGACGCUAAGCGGGAGCUGCGCUUCCUUUUGGUUUAUCUUCACGGUGACGACCACCAAGAUUCAGAUGAAUUCUGUCGCAACACACUGUGUGCACCGGAGGUGAUCACCCUCAUCAACACUAGGAUGCUUUUCUGGGCAUGCUCCACAAACAAACCAGAGGGAUACAGAGUGUCCCAGGCUCUGCGUGAGAACACAUACCCAUUCCUCGCCAUGAUUAUGUUGAAAGAUCGCAGAAUGACGGUGGUGGGGCGGCUAGAAGGCCUCAUCCAGCCUGAUGACCUCAUUAACCAGCUGACAUUCAUCAUGGAUGCCAACCAGACGUACUUGGUGUCUGAGCGCCUGGAAAGGGAGGAGAGAAACCAAACGCAGGUCCUGAGGCAGCAGCAGGAUGAGGCGUACCUGGCUUCCCUGCGGGCGGAUCAGGAGAAGGAACGCAAAAAAAAGGAGGAGCGGGAGAGGAAGAAGAGAAGGGAAGAAGAGGUGCAGCAGCAGAAGCUAGCGGAGGAGAGACGGCGCCAGACUCUGCAGGAGGAGAAGGUGCGCAGAUCGGAAUGCCUCCCACCAGAGCCGCAGCCCGAUGACCCGGAGAGCGUGAAGAUCAUUUUCAAGCUGCCCAACGAUUCCAGAGUGGAGAGGCGAUUCCAUUUCACACAGUCGUUAACGGUGAUCCAUGACUUCCUAUUCUCCUUGAAAGAGAGCCCAGAGAAGUUCCAGAUUGAGGCCAACUUCCCUCGCCGUGUCCUGCCCUGCCUCCCUACAGAGGAGUGGCCCAACCCUCCCACGCUGCAGGAGGCUGGACUCAGCCACACGGAAGUUCUCUUUGUUCAGGACCUCACGGACGAUUGACACUUUUCCAAAACACGAUGGAAGGAGAAAUUCAGAUUAUUAUAAUACAAUAUUUUUUUUAAAGACUGCUGUGUACAAAUGAGGGAUCAGAGACCACGUCACCUGCGCCAGCCACGCUGUGUGUCUGCGCUGGCGCGAGGAAGUGUGUGUGAUCCAUGGCUCACCCACUCCCAUGCAGUCAUCCCCUUACACUUGACGGCAGAGAGGGAGAGGGGCCACCAUGGCCCUCCCCAGGGAAGGGCUGAAAUGGCAGCUUUUGGUCAAUGUUGCUUUUAUUGAAAAUACUAGACCCCCAAGGCCUGCCGUCUUGUGAAGAUUUGAUACUUUGCUGCUCCUGGUGGCCAAAGGACACUGCACCUGUGCAAUGGGUUGGGGGCCUGCCUGCCUGGGGAGGGGAGGGGAGGGAUGGACAGAAUUUCUUCGGCUUCCCCCUGUGUAUAAACACCUUCCUUUUACUAGUUCUCUUGCUUUGUAAUGACCAAAGGAGACUGGAGUUGACAAUGGUAUUAAUUUUUUGAUAAAGAGCUGGUUGAAGUUCUUAACGCCAUGGGAUCUUGCCCAGGGUUCUUAGCCUGCGUAGUGUAAUAAACUCUGCCUCUAGCGUGCCUGUG